CUGGUUUCAGACUGAGCAAGCAAUGCGCAUGGUGCAAGCUGGGUGCAAGCUGCGCUAGCCUGAGCGGCAGAGGUGGCAGAGAAAGUCGCAAGAUGUCUUCCUCUUACGCUGCUUCUCUUCGCAGUGUGCAAGCCUUUGACUUUUCGAGGGGCGCUUCCGUCAGCAGAUCAGAGCAGCUCAGGAAUGGGGCCGCCAGGAUUCAAGUACUGCAACAAAGACAUGGCUUUUGCAGGGGCAACUUCGGAGCUCUACUCCCCGGGGGCAGCUUUCAGGCAGGCAGCAUUGGUCAACAGCAGUUUGUCUGUCCUCAGCUAGAGAAGCUGCAGCGUCGCAAGCAACCUGGCAGAAGGAGACAGCCAGUAAGGCACAAAGCAGUGGCAAAGGAAGGAGCCUCCUCCCCGCCGUACAAUGUGGUCAUCACAGGCUCGUCAAAAGGCAUCGGCCUUGCGCUCGCAAAGCAGUUCCUGGCCGCCGGCGAUCGGGUCUGUUUGUGCGCUCGGGACACUUCGCAAUUGGAGGCGCAGUGUAAGGAGUUUGAGAAAGAGUACCCAGGGCAAACGCUGGCGUGGGCAACGGACGUUACAAAAGCUGCGGAAGUGGCCGAUCUGGCAAACUUCGCGAAACAAGCGAUGGGACACGUGGACGUGUGGAUUAACAAUGCGGGGACAAAUGCGUACACGUACAAGCCCCUGGUAGAGAACAGCGAUGAGGACAUUGAACAGAUUGUUGCAACUAACACACUGGGAGUGAUGCUGUGCUGUCGACAAGCCAUAAAGCUGAUGCAAAAGCAGGGCUCCCGAGGCCACAUCUUCAACAUGGACGGCGCAGGCGCGGAUGGAAACCCGACCCCAAGAUUCGCCGCCUAUGGGGCGACCAAGCGGGGCCUGGCCCAGUUCACCAAGUCGCUGCAAGCCGAGUUGAAAUUACUAGAGAUCUCAAACGUCACAGUACAUAAUCUCUCCCCCGGGAUGGUCACCACCGACCUGCUCAUGGCUGGCGCCGACAGGCAACAAGCCCGGUUCUUCAUCAACGCCCUCGCGGAGCCCCCAGACGUGGUGGCCGACUUUCUGGUCCCGCGGAUACGCGCUACAGUGGCGAACGCCGACGGCAAGAGCAAGUACAUCCGCUUCCUCACGUCGCCCAAGGCGUACUCGCAAAUUCUGGCGAGGUUGCUCUUCAAGAGUAGAAAAGACCGCUACGUGAAAGAGUCGGACAGCUGACGAGCCGCUUCACUUUGAAGGAGGGGUGCCUCCAAGUGGGCAUGGACCUCUGCCCAAGUAUAAGCAACGCAGGCGGAUGGCAGUGGGUUUUGUCAAAGUCGUCUGUGGGAGCUCACUCGACUCGAAGCACCGAGUAUCAAGUGAUAUUGCGUGACGAGUUGGCUAUGUACACCAGUUGAGAUAUACAAGCCCCAAACUUGCCAAAGGGCAUGUACACCCAUUUCGGAGUCGCACCCCAAUGACUUUA
Klebsormidium nitens is the source of this 1467-nucleotide messenger RNA. The record is from the annotation of a GenBank genome assembly. Lineage: Eukaryota; Viridiplantae; Streptophyta; Klebsormidiophyceae; Klebsormidiales; Klebsormidiaceae.